Parastagonospora nodorum SN15 is the source of this 1749-nucleotide messenger RNA. RefSeq lists its product as hypothetical. Lineage: Eukaryota; Fungi; Ascomycota; Dothideomycetes; Pleosporales; Phaeosphaeriaceae. The transcript is spliced from 3 exons. Gene Ontology annotation, biological process: adenylate cyclase-activating G protein-coupled receptor signaling pathway. Gene Ontology annotation, molecular function: GTPase activity; G protein-coupled receptor binding; G-protein beta/gamma-subunit complex binding. The record is from RefSeq and is a predicted model, not a curated record. Gene Ontology annotation, cellular component: heterotrimeric G-protein complex. Bases 1 to 1749 code for a protein of 582 amino acids.
AUGGGUGACGCGCAGCCCAACGAGAAGGUCGUGUAUGCGCUCCAGAGCGCAGUCGCGACAAACAUGAAGCGACUGCGCGACAGCAUCGAUGGCCUACGGCAGAUACACAACCGCUUGAAAGACAACAACGGAAACUCCAUCAAUCUCAUCGCGCAAUUGACCGCUCUCAAAUCGAACCUUGCAAAUAUGCACGACUGGCUCAGUCAUGCGCUAUCAGAUAUGCAUCCUCAAUUGCUCUCCGACCUGGACGUCCUGAUGACCUCGUGCGGUAUGCUGAUGCGGCACUUGGACGCCUUGGUCAAGAACCUCAAGCAACCGGAUCAUGUCCCUCUCGAUUAUGCGACCCGAGUGAAGUAUGCUGUUGGUAGCCGGUCCAUGGAGCGCUUGCGGAAAGUUGCGCAAGGACAGACUGAAGCUGUUACACUACUGCUAGCUGCCUGUAAAUGUCAUGCAAUGGCGCAGCGCAAGAUACUGCUUUACAAGUCGCGCCAGAUUCGAUCACGUGAUGCCAACCAGCUCAAGGUCCUAACCCGCUCUUGGAAGGUCGACGGAGGAUGCAUGAGGGUCUUGACGCAAGCAUCAGCCAUGAUUCAAUGGUUCAGAUAUCUGUACUACGUGAAGCUGAUGCGCAAAGAGCCGGUACACGAGCCCACGGAGGAGGACUACGAAAUCGCCGCUGCGAACACACGCUCCGAUGCGAUAGAUCGAGCGUUGCAACAAGACGCCACCACUCUGCGCCGAGAGACCAAGCUGGUCAUGAUGGGUGACCGUGACAGUGGCAAGGAACUGAUCAUGAAUCAGAUGAAAGUGCUGUAUGCGGAAGGAUAUUACCCUGUCGAAGAGCGCAGGAAAUACGUCUACGCCGUACGCUCAACUGUCCGCCUGCUUAUGCAUGCCAUCAUCGACCUGCUAAAGGAUACCGGCAUCAGCCUUCCGAGCAAUCUCAAUCAGCACUUUGCGAUACUGCUGCAUGAGGUGGAGACAGUGACUCUGCCCACAAUAAGUCCGGAAGCUGUCGAAGCCGUUCAGACCAUAUGGACAUGUUCAGAGUUCUCCAAGCUCUUUGUUCAGAAUUUCGAGAUUGACUUUCCUCAAUAUUCACCCUACUUUGCCCAAGAGAUAGAAAGGAUAGCUGACGAUGAUUACCUGCCCACCGAGGCAGACAUGAUGCGUCUUAACCAAUCGCUUGGUGGCAUCAAAGAGCUGCGCUUCAAUUGGGACGAGCUCGAUAUCCACCUGUUCAAUGUCUCUGGAAGGACUUCGCGAACUUUGAACUCUGGGCAGCUUCAGAAAAAGUUCGCAAAUUCAUCGAUCAUCUUGCUUCUCAACAACUUUACCCGCUUUCGAGAGAAGCUUCCAUUCUCCCCACUCGAAACCUUCUUCUCGGACUACGUACCCAGCGAAGAGGAUCCUGAAACAUCAGCACGUCAGUACAUCCUGAAGCGUUUCAAGGAUGUAAACCGGAACCAUCUGUCAAUCUAUUCAUUCUGGGUCGAUCUUGAUUUGAGCGACAACACGCAUCUAUACGCUGCGCUUAAGAAGACGCUUCAGCACAUUCAGCAGCGCAAAGCCAGAGAGGAGGUCUGGAACGCCAGCAACAACACUGUGGUCUCGACCACUCGAUCAUCCACAGGUUUGGCGGGCAAGCUUAUACUUAGCCGCAGUCGCAGUGCCGUUUCGCCAGAGAAGAGAUCUGGAACAAGUGGGUCUGAGAUGAUUAGCUCUGUGCAGAGUGAUAAGACAGGAUGA